AUGGCAUCAAUGAAGAUGUUUUUCGGCUCAAAACCAAGAUAUAUCUACCCAACCAUGGAAUUUGAUGAUGCAAAUCUCAACUCUUCAUCUGAUAAACCUCUUAAUCUCUUCGAUUUCGACGAGGUUGAUGUCUGGAACAAUUCAAAUGAUCCGACAACGACCAACUCGGAACCCAAGAAGCCAUUGCCCGGUUCACUAGCUUCGUCUAAGAAAGUUUCCAAGAAGAUGGAGAUUCAGAUCAAUGAUAACAAUAAACACAGGUGUCCCCAAAUGGCAGCUGCUUCAGCUUCAUUGCCGGUCAACAUCCCGGACUGGUCCAAGAUUCUCAAAGCGGAAUACAGAGAACACGGGAAGACCGACGAAGAUGCCGUCUUCGGCGGCGGCGGAGAGGGUGAUGACGAAGGAAGGGUUCCGCCGCAUGAAUACUUGGCAAGGACGAGAAGGGCUUCGUUUUCGGUUCAUGAAGGAAUCGGAAGGACUUUGAAAGGAAGAGAUUUGCGUCGUGUUAGAAAUGCUGUCUGGAAAAAAACAGGUUUUGAGGACUAACCCGACAAAAAUAAAACCCAGGUUUAAUU
Hibiscus syriacus is the source of this 575-nucleotide messenger RNA. RefSeq lists its product as uncharacterized. The record is from RefSeq and is a predicted model, not a curated record. NCBI's taxonomy places the organism in Eukaryota, Viridiplantae, Streptophyta, Magnoliopsida, Malvales, Malvaceae. The transcript has a single exon. The coding region runs from base 1 to 546 and encodes 181 amino acids.